Molecule: messenger RNA, 10460 nt
Organism: Syngnathoides biaculeatus (alligator pipefish)
Lineage: Eukaryota; Metazoa; Chordata; Actinopteri; Syngnathiformes; Syngnathidae
Product: beta-1,3-galactosyl-O-glycosyl-glycoprotein beta-1,6-N-acetylglucosaminyltransferase-like
Exons: 7
Coding region: 5851-7155 (434 amino acids)
Cellular component (GO): membrane
Molecular function (GO): beta-1,3-galactosyl-O-glycosyl-glycoprotein beta-1,6-N-acetylglucosaminyltransferase activity
Source: RefSeq, a predicted model, not a curated record
GUCUGACUCAUCGAAAGGCUCAUUUCUCCAUCCUACUUGCGCUUGCGCUGUCUUACAAUACAGCGGUAACAACUUCAUCUGAGGGAAAUGGCGGCCCCUCCUAAACAUGGAUUUGCAGAAGUCAGCUCCGCCCUGAGCAACUGCUGUUGUGGUUUUGAGAUGGCCAGGGUGUCGGAGGCCAAAAUGCCCGUGGGAACCAUUCUCCACUACAAUGGAGACGAGACGGUGAAGGUGACGCCGGACAUCUUCAAAACCUUCGUUCGUGAAGAGAUGUCCUGUGGAUACGUAGGAACAUAGAGUGCCUUCUUCAGCAUGCCUUUGAUCCUCUUGCCCUCACGAUCCACCACCGUCACCUUGGCAUCACCUCUCUUCAGCACCACACCAUUUGUUCUCGUGACAUCAGCCAGUUUAACUGUGAGAUCAUUGGGCUGGAAUGAGUCAUCAAACCUUUGGAACUUCUCUAUCUCCAUUAUUCUAUGCAAACUUGCUCCAGUGUUGACCGUGAGUCCCCUUUGCUUCAGGCCAACAAGUUGAUAUUAACUCACUUUGAAUGCGUAUGACUGUUUCUCACAGUUGUUAUCUGCUGCUUGUUUCACAUUGUCCCUCUUUUUUCGUCGACAGGAUGCAUCUUUGUGUGUUGAGCUUUUACAAUAUCCACACCAAUGUGUCAGUCUUCUCUGGUACUCAUUUGGACACAUAUUGACCUUAUGUCCCUGUUUGCCACAUGUGUAACGUGAUAUCUUGAGAUGUGUUUCUUUCUCUGGCUCUCCAAUCUGAGACAGGUGCUGCAACCUUCAAGAUGUUUUCCUCGGAACCAGUGCGAAACUUUUCUGCGUCCUCAAAACGUCUUGGGUUUGUUUUGAAGUCGGCAAAAGUUAAAUUAUCAUCUCCUUGAGUGACACGGAUGGAAAAUAGUUUAUAAGCCUCAGGUAGCCCUUUCAACACCAUGGCAAUUAAGAGUCUAUCACUGAGUGUUUCGUUAGCAUUUCUUACUGCUGUUAUUGCUGUCUCAGCCCGAAUAAUAUAGUCCGUGACUCUCUCACUCGCAACUUUCUGCAGGGAUGUUAAUCAGUGUACAGGCUUACAGUGGAGAAAAUAAGUAUUUGAACACCCUGCUAUAUUGCAAGUUCUCCCACUUGGAAAUCAUGGAGGGGUCUGAAAUUUUCAUCGUAGGUGCAUGUCCACUGUGAGAGACAAUCUAAAAAGAAAAAUCCAGAAAUCACAAUGUAUGAUUUUUUUAUGAUUUUUUUGUGUGAUACAGCUGCAAAUAAGUAUUUGAACACCUGUCUAUCAGCUAGAAUUCUGACCCUCAAAGACCUGUUAGUCUGCCUUUAAAAGCCCACCUCCACUCCAUGUAUUAUCCUGAAUCAGAUGCACCUGCGUGAGGUCGUUAGCUGCAUAAAGACACCUGUCCACCCCAUAAAAUCAGUAAGACUCAAACCUGUAACAUGGCCAAGACCAAAGAGCUGUCCAAAGACACCAGAGACACAAUUGUACAACUCCACAAGGCUGGAAAGGGCUACGGAGAAAUUGCUAAGCAACUUGGUGAAAAAAGGUCCACUGUUGGAGCAAUCAUUAGACAAUGGAAGAAGCUAAACAUGAUGGUCAUUCUCAAUUGGAGUGGAGCCCCAUGCAAGAUAUCACCUUGUGGGGUCUCAAUGAUCCUUAGAAAGGUGAUGAAUCAGCCCAGGACUACACGACAGGACUUGGUCAAUGACCUGAAAAGAGCUGGGACCACCGUUUCCAAGGUGACUUGGUAAUACACUAGGACGUCAGGGUUUGAAAUCAUGCAUGGCAUGGAACAUGCAAAUUCCACACCCGGGUGCUCAUAACUCCACUUUAAAACUGGGCCGUCGUGCCUCAUAAAGUAUGUUGUUGCUUAGACAGUACCGGCACGAGAGGCUAUAGCUAAGCAGCUAAUAACCAGUAAUGGUUAGAUGCGUGCAAAUGUCUCCGGCUGAUGAACGAGCCUCAACUGUGACAACCACUGGUUUAUCCUGUCAGGUUGAGACCACGGGAGGUUAAAGAAGGACAAAUUUGGGUGCGUUUUCUCAGUUUUGUUGCAGUUUGGUGCACAACACGACGGCAUCUUGGCUUAGCUAGAACCAAUGGUCUGUGAUGCGAAGUCAAGGAUGUUAGUACAUAUCCAGAUUUUGCUCAGAUUUCAAAAAUGUUCUUUAUUUACAAUUUUUUUUCAAUUAAUGUCCAAAAUAUUUGUAAUAAUACUACUUCACAGUGGAGGGUUUAUUGUACAUAUGAAUUUUGGUCAAAGUCUUCCUUUUAAAGACCCUCGAAAUGACAUUUUGGCUAGGCACGCAAAUGAUCAAAGAUACAUGCAAAAGAUGAUUUUUAACCACAACCAUGACAAUGACCACUUUUGACUUGCAGUCUGGAACAAAACAUUGGCAGAAUAUCUUCCACUUUGAAAUAUCCGAUUAUUAUUUUUUUUCCAUUGGUCUUUGAAGUCAAAAGCCUUUUCAUUCACACGUCUACGCUGCCACAUCUGACGCGACAUCUGCACUAGCACUACCGAGCUGAUAUAAAAAUGACUUGCAAUACAUACUGCAAUACAUCAUCUGCCACACUAGUCAUUUAGGAAAUGACUAACACCUACAUAUGGCCCUUUUUUUUCAGGACUUUUAAAUAAUAAUAGGGGUGUCACUGCUUUCCACAAUGCAGGAAUAACGCAAAUUAACCAAGAAUGCAAAGUUUAGGAAAGGAAUUGUGAAAAUAAUACUGUGCAUGGUGCAAUGGUUUUGCUACUGUGCAGUGGUCACAUUGCGCAGGCAUGAGCUUGAAAGAGUCCCAAGCAUUUGUUAACGUUGCCACAAAAGCAUACACGUCUUUCUUUGAAGGUGAAGAGUCCCAUUUUAUUUUGAGAGGGGGGUGGUGUUCACCCAAUAUUUAUUGAAGCGCCUGCUCAUAUAUUUGUGUUAUUUAUAAUGAAAUUUUAACGGCAUGCUGAGAAGGGUUAGUGAGUCAAAACUUCAUUUUUUUGCACAAUACACAGUUGUGUGCUAUGUGCCCCUUUGAUGCGGAAUUGUGGGGAUUUUCCUCGAGAUGUCCACAACAACAACAACAACAUCCCACACAAGCGCACAGACAACCAGAUGGUAUUACCAGCACUUGGCAAAGCACAAAAACAUCACGUCGAUGACGUUUGCCUUGUGCCUUUUCGAAAGAUUAUUAAAAGCCAUCAAAGGCAAACAUCCUUGGAUCGGUACUUUACAAAAUGUUCAACAACCGCUGCUCCUCCGUCCUCCACCACGCCUUUCGCUUGUCACUUUGCCCAACCCCUAAGGUAAAUGAACAUCAUUUUUAUGGGGUGGAACAGAUUAGGCUAUUUCCAUGUAAAAAGAGCUUCUAGUCACACGAAAAAAAUCUCGUUACGAAACGACUUACGAAACGAAUUUCGAGGUGGUACGAUGUAUAUAAUGUAUAACGUGAUGAACAGAAAGAACACCAACUGUCCCUCAAGAAAGAAUUGACACCUUUAUGCAGCUCAUUCAAAAUGCUGCAGCUCGCGUUCUGACCAAAACAAAGCGGUCAGAGCAUAUAACGCCAAUUCUAAAGUCCUUGCACCGGCUUCCAAUCAGCUUUAGAAUGGAUUUUAAAGUUCUGCCACUGGUCUAUAAAUCACUAAAUGAAUGAUUCUGAUUCUGAAUACAUGAAAGAAAUGCUUAUGGAAUACGAACCCAGUAGAGCUCUGUGAUCGACUGACUCAGGUCAAACAGUGAAGAGUCCAAAACAAGCACGGUGAAGCAGCAUUUAGCUAUUAUAAGUUUCUUUCGGCUAGUCCCUUUCGGGGUCGCCACAGCGUGUCAUCUCAGAUGAACGCAUAUAUAUGUUUGGCACAAUUUUUACGCCGGAUGCCCUUCAUGACGCAACCCUUCUCGGAGUGGAGGCCCCAGCUAUUAUGCUGCUCACAAAUGGAAGAAGUUGCCAACAGAGGUGAGGUCAGCCCCAACUGAAUGUUUUUAAAUCCAGGUUGAAAACUCUUCUUUUUUUCUCAUGCAUUUUAGAAUAUAUCCACUUUUUGAUCAUAUUACUUGUACUGUAUGCGGUUUUAAUUGUUGUUUUUUUAACUAUGGUGUUUGUCAUUUUUAUUGUUUUUAUGCCAUUUUAAAUGUUUUAUCUCUUUGUUUUCAAAUGCCUUUAAUCAUGUAAAGGACAUUGAGUUACCUCGUGUAUGAAAUGCGCUAUACAAAUAAAUUUGCUUCGCUUUUGCUUUGCUUUAUUUUGAAAAGGAACAAUGACCGUGAGUGUGACAUCACGGCUGAUAGGUAUCAAAAGUUUAGGGGAGGCAGAAUCUUAAAGGAAAGACACACAGGACAUGUUCACGUGAGUAUUUUGAUCAACAUUUUAUUGUACAAUUUUUUUUUAAUGAACUUUCUAUGUAAUUUAUUGGUAAGUCCAAUUAUUGAUCUUAACCAAAGUUUAACGUUAGUUUCAUGUUAACAAAUUUUGUCUGUAAUUUAUUGUAAGCUUGGUCUGAUAUCUAAACAUAUGCAAUUUAGUUUUAUAUUUCAUUAGUUUGUUCAUUAUAUGGAAUGCAUGUAAUCAUUUACUGCUUUUUUUUCUUCCCUCUGAAAAAUACGCCUUUGUGUGUGUGUGUAUGUGUGCAUACAUGCGCGCCCGCGUGUGUGUGUGUGUGUGUGUGUGUGUGUGUGUGUAAGAGAGAGAAAAAGCGAGAGAGAGUUGUCAGGUGAUGAAACCAAGGUAAAUAAGUGUUUCAAUUUUUGUCCAACUGGGUUAUGGCAGUGUGGCAAGACGGAAGCCCGUGAGCAGUUCACGAUCGAUUCCCUCUGUGCGGAAUGUGUGACUUAACACUUCAGGGAAAAUUUCAUGCUUUUACACACAGCUGCACUGUAGUGAUAGAAAUGAUUUAAAAUGGUGGCACUCUGGUGCUGACUCCUAUUUAACACAAGGUAGGGUAUCAUUAUUUCAUUGUGAAAACAGCUACAUCUUCAGUUAUAAUGGGGUCCUCACCCUUAUGGAACCACAUUUUCACUGUUGUGGAGUUGGAUUUGGUCUGAGUUCCGAUUCCACAAAUUAAUGUGCUAUAUUCAAAAUGACUAAAUGAUGGUUCAGUGAUUCAUUUCCCUUCUCGCACUCACUGGACAAUAAUAAAUCUUUGAAAUUUAUGUUGGACUAAAAAAAAUGAGGGGGUGAAACAUCAUAAACCUUCCACACAACAAUCAAAAGGCUUUUUUUAUACUAGAUCAUCCAUCAAGCCUGGAAACUGUGUAUAUGAUGGAUUUAACUUCUUGUUUGACAAUAUUGAAAGUGCUCCCACUCAAUUAGCUCAAUUAUUUACCCUAUGUUUGACUUUUUUUAAUUUGGUCCUCUGCAUAUUUGUUUUUAUCAUGUGUGUUUGAGCAGCAAAUGUGUGUGCUCAUCUAGAUAUUGCCAAAUGUGGAUAUAGAAACCAUUCGAUUGUCAGGGUUAUCGGAUUUCUAAGGGUGACUAAACACCUUGGGGGUAGGAGAUGGGGUAUUUUAUUUUGAAAAAAAGUAGAAUGAAAUAAGGCAAAGAUUAUUGAAAAAUAUUUUUUCUCCAAAUGUGUGGGAGGAGGUGUGGUUAUAAUUUAAAAAUGAAUGUCAUGAAAAAAAUCUAUUACCAAAAAUGAAGUUGAAUCUGCCAUUCUCAGAAACAUUUAACUUAAAAAACAUUAAAACUUUUGCGUCAUGAGCCGGAGAGGAAAUGAAAAAAAUUAAUAAAGACUGACAUUUUAACUGUGAUAACGUGGGCCUAAUUUAUCCCCAAAAUUUUUUCUUUUUUUUUAAUUUUACAAUUUCAUACUUACAGUAUUAAUGUGUACAUGUCGUUUUGGUAGCCAACCAAGUGACGAUGAGAUGUCCUAGAAUCUUCCAUCUGAAGCAAGCCAUCCUGCUGAGUGCCCUGGUGGCCGCUUUCGGUUUGCUCUCCCUGAUCAACGUGGGUCUCAAGGUGGGCCGUAACCCUUCCUCCAACAGCCUUGGCCGCUACGCCGGGCUGGACUACGGGAACGACGAUGACGAAAGCCCGGAGAAGGCGUGCAACUGCUCGGCCGUCUUCCGGGGCGAGCGGGAGGCACUGGAGCAGACCAAGUUGUUGACCCUCACCAAAGAUUUCCGGAAGCGUGUCAGAGUUCCAGAUCAGUUUUAUGUGAACGCCAGGAAAGACUGCAAGAAAUUCAAGACAAGCAGGAAGUAUCUCACAUUCCCACUUAGCAAGGAGGAGGAGGACUUCCCCUUAGCGUACUCCAUGGUUGUGCAUCAAAAGGUGCAAAAUUUUGAACGUCUCCUGCGGGCCAUCUACGCUCCUCAGAAUGUCUACUGCGUCCACGUGGACUUGAAGGCCUCACCGUCUUUCCUAUCUGCAGUCUCGGCCGUGGUCGCUUGCUUCCCUAAUGUGUUCCUGGCCGGCCGGCGUGAAAAGGUGGUCUACGCUGGCUGGUCCCGGGUGCAGGCUGACCUCAACUGCAUGGCUGAGUUGCUGAGCACAGGCGUGGCAUGGAAGUACUUCAUCAACCUCUGUGGCCAGGACUUCCCCUUAAAAACCAACCUGGAGAUGGUGCGGGCACUGCAGGCACUCAACGGUGGCAACAGCAUGGAAUCGGAGAAGAUGCCCACGGAGAAGAUGUGGAGGGUGCAGACGGUUCACCACGAAGUGGAUGGGCAAAUCCAGGCGAUGGGAACGGUAAAGGAGUCCCCACCCUUCCAACUUCCCAUCCUGUCAGGGAACGCCUACAUCGUGGUGACGCGGGGCUUCGUCCGAAGUGUUCUAGAGGACCAGCGCGUCCUGGCCCUCAUAGACUGGGCCAAGGACACGUACAGCCCUGACGAAAUGCUGUGGGCAAGCAUUCAGCGUAUGCCCGGCGUGCCCGGCUCCACGUGGGCCAGCUCCAAGUACGACAUGAGCGACGUCAACGCCCUGGCCAAGCUCGUCAAGUGGCAGUGGCACGAGGGCGAGCGGUCGUCAGCUCACGCUGUGUACCCGCCGUGCCGCGGCGUCCACAUUAGGGCGGUAUGCGUUUAUGGGGCGGGUGACCUACAGUGGCUAGUGAAGCACCGGCACCUCUUUGCCAACAAGUUUGACACAGACGAGGACCCCGUCGCAAUCUACUGUCUUGAAAAGUACCUCCGACAAAGAGCGCUGGCCCAGCUUCAGUGAAUGUCUGGUGGAGUGCUUUCAUGUGAAGGAAGCAGAGAACUCAAAACAAAAUACACUGGACACUGGAUCACAGAAUAUAUUGUUGGUGGACCAGACAGGAACACAUCCUGUCGGUGUAAAAAUAGUUUAAGAGUCACGUGUAGGAAAUGACCAGAUUAAAAAAAAAACAACAUUCAAUUCUACACUGGCCUGUAAAAGGAAAACAGACAAUGAAUAACAAUGGAUAGAAUAUUGAUGCACCAGCCAGGAACACGUAGCACGAGUUGUAUGAGUAAUAUAGGAGGUUGCUGUCACGACAAAAUCAAACAAAUCACGAUGACACGACAGUGGUUAUAAUAAAAAAUCUGAAAAUGUAUUUACAGUCCAGAAUAUUGGUGGACCACACAGAAUCCUUUCAUCCUCUGUUGAAAGUAUGUAGGCACUGUAUGUAUACGUGUAGGACAUGGCCACUAUAAAUCAAGUUGAUGCUAGCCUGUCUUGCAAGAAGGAAAAUACACAUUAGACCAGGAGGAUUCAACAAUUUUGGUGGACAAGCCAGGAACGUGUCCUGUUUGGCGUAUGAAUAAUAACGGCGAUGAGAUGAACCCUGCUGAUGUCACACCAACUUGUCUUAAGUAAAACAGACAGCAGUUCAGUCUAUAACAUUGGCAGAAAAGCCAGGAACUGCUUAUAUUUUGUUGGCCAUUUGAAAAGUAGGACAGAUUGUUGUCACAUCAAGGACACAACCAAUACAAAUCAUCAUGAUAACCAUGUUCAGUUUGAUUUUCACUUGUCUUAUUGGUAAAUAUAUUGAGUGAAACGGAGAAACCUUAGACAAGAAUCGAGUAUUUUCUUUAUUUUACAGUAAGAAGACAAAGGCAGAAUCACAAACAAGAGUUUUGAACGAACACAAGCCUGAACUUCCUCACCAAUUUGUUACUAAUCCUCCCACGCACGCACACACACACACACACACACACACACACAAGCAGAAGCCAUGCACAAGUAACUGUAGACACAUAUAAGUGCUAUUUUGCUACCUUUAAGGACCUUCACAGUGAUCAAAUGUAUUGGUAGAUUCUAAAAAAGUUUUGAGAUUGAUUCUUAACUGACGGAGACCAGGUCCAAGUCAGGGGUUGGACACAAACAUAUCUUACCCAAGCGUCAAUAUCCGUAUUAUGGCUGUUGGGCCAUUAUCGCUCCCUCAAUGCAUCGUGAGACUGUCGUUAUCAUGAUUUGAAAUUUUUUUUUACAAAAGCAUGCUAUAUAAAACUGGACUUGAAGUACUGUAUCUACAAUUCCAUUUCAGAUAUCCCAAAUUCAUAUCCUCGAUAUUUCGCCAUCUACCCAUCUUCUUAUCCUCACAAGCGUUGCGGGCCGUGCUGGAGCCUAUCCCAGCUGUCAAUGGGCAGGAGGCAGGGCUGACCCUGAACUGGUUGACAGCCAAUCGCAGGGCACAUAGAGACAAACAGCCACACUCACAAUCACACCUAUGGGCAAUUUAGAGUCAUCAAUUAACCUACCACGCAUCUUUUUGGGGUGUGGGAGGAAGCCAAAGUACCUGGAGAAAACCCACAUAGGCACAUGGAGAAAAUGCAAACGCCACACAAGCGAGGCUGGGAUUUGAAUCCUGGUCUUUAGAACUGUGAGGCAGACACUAACCACUCCUACACCGCACCAUCCGAUAUCUGCCACUGAAUUGUAAAUGCUUGUAAUCAAAAACCCCAGAGACAAGGAUCACAAAAGUCAUGUUAUUUGUCCUUUACGAAAUGAUCGGACAUGCCGAUUGUGGGUAGGACGAAUGUAGUUAAAGAUAUCUGCGAUAUUCUUUUUGGAGGAGCAAAAAGAUAUCUGCAAAACAUAUCCAGUCUAGGCGUUGCAGUAGAGUUUGCAGUAGUAGUAUUUUAGUAUUUUUUGGGGGGAUGAGCUUCCCUUAUUUCGUGGCAUACUGUAGAUAUCAUAAUGUACACCAGAUUUUUUUCCAAUAUCGUGCAAUUACAACAUUGUUCUACACCGCGUUCUAUCAGGAAAAAUAAAAAAAUGUAUAUUACACAAGCAGCAAAUCUUGAUAUAAUACAGUAGCUGUCUGGUUUUCUUUUACAUUCCAUUAAUGUAUCAAAGAUGAUUUUCUUCCAAUAUAUCACACAAUUGCUGUAUCGCGAUAUCGGUAAUAUAUUGCAAUGAUGUGGAAUUGCGAGGAAGCUUUUUUUUCCCCAGUCAGCGCCAUAUCAGUCGUCCUACCACCCCUCGUUUAUACCAAUAUUUGGUCAUGGACUUGAAUUAGGGUCUCCAUAACUACAGUCCAGAGAUUUAUUAUGUCCAUGUGGAUUUUUUGUAAACUCAGACAUUGUUGAAUGACUGCUAAUGUAUGAGAGCUUAUUUAUGGUACAAAAAGAAAACCGCUACUAAUACAGCAUAUUCAAAGGAAAGAUGUAUGAGUGAAGAGGCAAAUAUUAAAUGGAUUUUAAUGUAAACAUCAUUUAGUGCAGUCUUUAGAGCACCUUCCCUAUGUUAUACACAGUGAUGUGGUGUUUUUUUUUUUUUUAAAUGCCUCACCGCAACCUCCUCCCCUCUGCUGGGAAGAUUGGCAAUCUCACAUGAAGCUCCAUUUUUAUCAAAUGGCCAAACUCCUUUUUCUGUCAUACCUGACAAACAGGAAGAAACAAUGAUUAAAAACAGAUAUCAAGACGCAAAGAGUAUCAUGUUACACAAGCACAUUGACGCAAAGCCCCUAUGUGGUGCUCAAGCACCCGCCUUUGCGCCCUGGGCAAAAAAAAAGUGCCCUUUUUGCUGCAGGCUGAUUUUGUCUUCAUUUAAUCAAUAAAAAAAAUUAUAAAAUUUAGAUGAAAACAUCUGUCAACAGUUCCAGCAAACUUGUUAUGUCUGAUGGGCAUUUAUUUGAUUCCACUGCUAAUUUACGGCCAUAAUAAUUGCAGUGGCAGGGUGGAUCAGCUGCAAAGCCUUGGCCUCACAGUUCUGAGGACUGGGAUUCAAUCCCCCCCCCAUCUGUGUGGAGUUUGCAUGUUCUCUCCCACAUCCCAAAAACAUGCGACAUUAAUUGGACGAUACACUUAGCCUAAUUAAUAUAUAAUAUUGGAAGAAAUUUUUCCAUUUACACAAAAUUCACUCACUCAUCGCAACACUGGUAUUAUGUCAGUUUUUAAAUGAUUGAAUUUUUUGCAUUUUUCCUUUCUUUAUAUAAACAGACGUAUGAAGAUUGUUUUCUUUGUCACAAUUUAGUGAUUAUCACUGUAUCAUGAGACUGUCCUUAUUGUCAUGUUUUUAUAAUUGUUUGGAAUUGUUUUAGAUAAAUUACUAUUACCGUG